CCAGACAGCCGAAGAAGAAGAACUAAAGCAAGACGUCCCAGCUGAGUGACGGGUGUUGUGAGAUGUACUCCAACAGGGUCGGUCGGCUCAUGCUUGGGUUGAGGAGCCUGAAGGCGGCCUCCUCCUGCGCUGCGACCCGGAGAGCGGCGAGUCGGAGCGGCUUCAGCCGGGCUGCGGUGUGGAGGCAGCGGACACUGAGGCAGCAGAGGAGCGCCUGUGCUGGCAUGCAGCAGACCAGCAGCAGGUCAGCCUCCCACACCACUGUGGACCCCGGUGAGGUGAAGAGGUUCCAGCUGCUAGCCAACAAGUGGUGGGAUGAAGAGGGGGACUUUGCUGCUCUCCAUGCCAUGAAUGACCUCAGGGUGCCUUUUGUACGGGAUAAUCUGUUGAAUGCGCAGACAGAGCGUCAUCCCGGAAAACCGCUAGCAGGACUGAGAAUCCUGGAUGUGGGCUGUGGUGGAGGCCUGCUCACAGAGCCUCUGGGUCGCCUGGGAGCCACGGCGUUGGGUAUAGAUCCAGUAGAAGACAGCGUCCGCAUCGCCCGGCAGCAUUCGUCGCAUGACCCAGACCUCCGCGAUCGGGUGUCCUACCGGGCCUGCACCCUGGAGGAGCUCUCGGGCGAGGAGGAGCAGACGGAGACCCGUUUCGACGCAGUUGUGGCGUCCGAAGUUGUGGAGCAUCUGGCCGACUUGGAGACGUUUGCCAUCUGCUGCGGUCGCGUUCUGAAGCCAGGAGGUUCCCUCUUCAUCACCACUAUAAAUAAAACCAACCUGUCGUACGCACUGGCCAUCGUCGCAGCCGAAUACCUGCUGCAUAUUGUUCCCAGGGGGACACACGACUGGGAGAAGUUCGUCAGCCCCGUGGAGCUGGAGCGCCUCCUGGAGUCCAAUGGUUUCUUGGUGCAGUCUGUUCAAGGAAUGCUGUACAACCCAAUCUCUGGAGCCUGGAGCUGGACAAACAGCACUGCCAUCAACUAUGCGCUCCAUGCUGUCAAGCAGGACGAUGUGGAUGAGGACAGUGGCUCCCCCCUGGGGGGCCAGCCCGAAGCCACACACAGCUGAGCCACUUCGCAAAAGAAGGAAAGACGAGAAAAAAAAAAAAUGAAAAGAGGGAUUGAGAUGUGUUGACUCCUGAUGUUCCUCUGGUCAGAUGUGAAGUAACAAUUAGAGAGGGAGUUUCUUCAAGGAAUAAAGACAAACUUUGUGUAGAAUGGCGUGCAUACUCUAGUCAUCAAUACAUACAUUUAAGACUUUGUCAAACUUUGGAUGUGUCUAAAACCAUGAGUGUUUGGUACGGAGUCAUCAGGCCUUUCAGUAAUUGUCACUCCUCAGGCAUAUCAAUUUUUUUCUUUCUUUUUUUAUUUGGUGUGCAUUAAUGUCAUCCUAUGCUGCUCUACAUCAUUUUGCCAACGAUGAAUUUGAAUGUUUAUCAAAAUGCAUCAGCCUCUGAUAGAAAUUGAUGUUCUGUCAUGUAUAUCUCUUGGAAUUUAGAUUUUUUUGUUGUUGUUUUUUUUGGCUAAUAAAAACAUGGCUUCACGAUUUCCA
Molecule: messenger RNA, 1544 nt
Organism: Fundulus heteroclitus (mummichog)
Lineage: Eukaryota; Metazoa; Chordata; Actinopteri; Cyprinodontiformes; Fundulidae
Gene: coq3
Product: coenzyme Q3 methyltransferase
Exons: 6
Coding region: 63-1061 (332 amino acids)
Biological process (GO): ubiquinone biosynthetic process
Molecular function (GO): 2-methoxy-6-polyprenyl-1,4-benzoquinol methyltransferase activity
Source: RefSeq, a predicted model, not a curated record